Molecule: messenger RNA, 2787 nt
Organism: Closterium sp. Naga37s-1
Lineage: Eukaryota; Viridiplantae; Streptophyta; Zygnematophyceae; Desmidiales; Closteriaceae
Source: the annotation of a GenBank genome assembly
AUGGCUGCCGUAGUUCGCCUGCACGAGCAGGUGAUCACGUCGCUCCGAUCCACCAUUUUAAAGGAACCGCGCGCCGUAUUUAAUUCGCCGAGCGAGUCGUCCUCACCCGUGAUUCUCGGCUGGUUAGUUGGCCCGUCAGCGUCUUACUUCUCAUCUCGCGACCCGCGCCCUUCCUGCUCCGUUCUCUCUUGCAUCCUCGUAGACCCGCGAUUCAGGGACGUCGCAGUCCAGCAGCGCGGAGACAAAGGCGACGUCGCCAAGUCCGAGGCGCGAGCUCUUUUGCCGCUGCUUCCUGGAGGACUCACAGUUGUCGGAGUUGCGGUGAGAGGGGAGUUUACCCUGGAAAAUCAGGCGCUUAUACGGGAGCCGAUUGCCGAAUUUCGGCGAAUCUUCCAUGACGUGGCAUUGGCGCGCCGGCCGUUCAUUGUGACGUGGACGAAUGACUCUAUCGGUACUGGUAGAAUCCCUUCGAGAAUAUCCCUAGUGGCGGGAAUUGAGUUGAGAAGAGGUGACGUGGCAGCUGCUGAUUGGUGGGGACAGGAUAUCACAGAAAGCACGUGGAAAGAUGAGGAACGGGAACGGAUAGGGUUGGAGAGUGAGGGAGAUGAGGAGGACGGCAGAAAGGAGGGAAGGAGAGACGACAAGCAAAGAGAAGAGAGUGAAGCUGAUGUGGCAUGGGAGCUUAAAUCGGAGGAGGAGGGUGAGAAUGCUGACGUGGAGGUAGAGGUGGUGGAGGGUCAAGGGGGUAAGGGAGAUGGUGCUGCUAGUGCGGCUAGUGGUGCUAGUGGUGCGAGUGGUGCUACUGGUGGGGAGGGUAAUCGGCUGGAGGAGGAGUUUUGGGCGGCGCACUGCCCGCUGGUGUGUGACGUGGCAGCCACCCUGCCACUGUUCACCCACGACAAGCAGAGUGAUCGACUCAACAGUCCUUUGCCCUCAUCCUUUGAACCCACUGUUCCGCCUCUCUUCCACUCCUGCGUCUCCUCCCGUCCCUCCUCCCUCUUCCUCAUGCUCUCCCUGCCGCUUCGUCACCCACUCCACCUUGCCUCACACGCCACUUCAUUCCAAUACCCCCGAUUCCUCCCCCUUGUCCUCCCCUUCCCCCCACCUCCACUUCUUCCUGCUCUCCCUUACCCCCUGCCCAACCUCCCCCCCUCCCCUCCUCCCCCCCCUCCCCCCCUCCCCUUUCUCUCCCCCCAUCCCCUCCACAUACACACCUCGCCAGCCUUAUCAUCGUCAAUAUCCGCAUCUCUCUCUGCCAUCCAAGCUGACGUCAUCAGCCCUCACGCCCUGUGGUUGCUGCACCCACCGCAACCGCCCUCCGCUGCCACGUCAGCAGCUGCCAGCUCAGCGUCAGGUGCCAGCGCCGCUGCAGGAGCGGUGCGGCCGAUCCUGAUUGGCUCUCUGCCAAACGGAAGAGCCUCAGGAGCCAUUGGCAGCGUGACACGUGGCAGGGAGGGUGGGGGGACCGCAGAGGGAAUGCUGGCGUCAACCAUACGUGUCUCUCUGCUGCUCAACCAAUCACCACCCGCCACGUCAGCAUCUGCAGGGCAGAACGGUGCAUCUGUUGGCCUCAGCUACACCCCGGCCGCCCCCAGCAUCCACCUGCACCAGAUAAGCCUGUCCCUGAGCACCCUCGUCUUCGCCCCUCAGCAGCUGUCUCUCCGGGCGGCGGUGCGUCGUCUCGUUGUGCCGGGGCUGCUGCGGCAAGUCAAGGCAAUCGAGUGGAUGGUGGGGGACAGGGGUGACGGGAGACAGGAGGGUGAGGGGGGGAGGAGAGGCGAGGAGGAGGGUAAGCCUGGGAAGGGGGCAGGAGCAACAAGUACGGAUUGGAUAGGAGCAGCAGGGGAAGCAGCAGGGGGAGCAGCAAAGGAAGCAGCUUCAGCCGUUUCGUUCCAGCUAGGACUGAAAUUCGGGGCAUACCACUUCCUGCUGCCGUCCUGCCCACACCCACUCACUGUCAUCUACCCUCUCACGUACGGAGAGGGGCAGCAGAGCUUGGUGGACAUGCGCAUGACACUGCACCACCGCCUGGGCCUCCCCCUGGACCGCCCCAUGCUGCGCAUUGCCUCGUCCCUCUCCCUUUCUGCUCCCCCUGCCGCACCAGACGCUAACCAAGCAUCCUCCAAAGGUCUGCGAUUAUGGGAUGUACACGUGGGCCUUCCUCGUCUGCCUCAUUCUGCAGGGUGCAGGCAGUACCUGGUGCAGGGCUCAUAUGAGUAUUACCACUACAUGCAAGACAGGAUCGACGACAGCGGCUGGGGCUGUGCCUAUCGCUCACUGCAGACCAUCGUGUCAUGGUUCCGCAUUCAGCAAUACACCUCACAACCCGUGCCAACCCACAGGCGCAUUCAGCAGGCGCUGGUGGAAAUAGGCGACAAGGAGGCGGCGUUUGUGGGGUCGAGCCAGUGGAUCGGCGCCAUCGAGCUCAGCUUCAUUCUGGACCACCUGCUGGGGGUCACAUGCAAGGUGCUCACAGUCUCAUCCGGAGCAGACAUGCCUUCUAAGGGCCGACAACUAGCCCACCAUUUUUCCACGCAAGGCACCCCGGUAAUGAUAGGAGGCGGGGUUCUAUCGUACACUUUAUUAGGUGUAGACUAUGACGAGGCGACGGGGGAAUGCGCGUUUCUGAUUCUCGACCCGCAUUAUACCGGUGGGGAGGAUUUAAAGGCGAUAAGGAGUGGCGGGUGGGUUGCUUGGCGGAAGGCCAAGACUGACGGCGGGGCGGACUUUUUCGUCCGCGAUGCGUUUUACAACCUGCUGCUGCCGCAACGGCCGGCUACUGUGUGA